GUCACUGUUCUUUCUUCAUGUUUGUUUGUCGAAUUAUGAAGUGACUAUGCAUGUGCAACGUACCCACUGUCAUUAUUUCUCUGUCUUUUCUCUGAUUUUUCUUCAUGGUUGCUUGUUGAAUUAUGAAGUGACUAUGCAUGUGCAACGUACCCACUGGUGCCCCGUUGGCAUGAAAGACUUGGUCAGUAUUUUCAAUGCCCAGGCAUUCUUGUUUUGAAAGAUGGUUGGGAAGAUGGUUGAAACAGGCGCAUUGUUGUGGUGGUGAGCGUUUUAAUCAUUAGGAAUGAACAAUUGUUUUUCUACUGUCAUGCCUGGUCUUUGACGGAAAAAGAGUCGCUGUAUAUUUGCAGCUAGGCCCAGAUAGAAGUAUAUCUUUUUCUGCUAAUUAAACGGUUAUUAGUUGAACAGCCCUGUGAGAUGGGACUUUGUGAUCCCAGAAUUUUACUGGGAACUUCUGUUUUACUGCAACCAUCGUAUGGUAUCUGUUUAAACAAUUUCUGGGUUUGCAACAGAACAUUCAGUGCCAUUUGUAGUGUUCUAACAUUCUGCCAAUCUGAUUGAGUGGUUAAUGCUCUUUCGAGCGAUGGAUGGUAGAUUGAAGUGGAGGACUACUAAAACGGAUAGGUAGCUUUCGCUAAAGAAAACAUUUACAAACUCAAUCUUGAGAUCCAAGCAGACAAACUUUUGUUCAGCUCAAAUGUAUCUUCGUGAAGGCAAAAUUCACUUUAGUAUAGAACAAUGUUCUCUGCUGAGAAAGAAGAUGGAAUCGCCCUUUUUUGAAUGAAAUCUUACUUACAGUAGCAUCUAAUCAAAGCCAUCUGAUUCGCUACAAAGGGAUUCGAAGGUGAUUCCAAAGGAUGGAGAGAACGUUUCAUGACACAUCCCAAUCCUAUGCAAAAGCCAAAGAAAGGAAUUGCUUCUUCAUGAGGCCUAUCAGGCUAAAAGGAAAUGCUAAACCCAGAAGGGUCAUAUUGCGGCUGAGAAAUUCAUUGAAGCAACGUAACACUAUCUACACAAUUUUCCUCAUACUUCCAAGAAUCUUAGAAACUGCCAUAUGUAGGGGCUUACUACAGCCUCAUCAACCUAUCUGUCCAACCCACCCUUUCUAGAAAAUCUCUGUAAAGUAAAGAACUUAGCAAGUACAAUGCAAACGAAGUCAUCCGACCUCUUGAAAGGUCUCUUCCUCGUCUUCUUCGGUUUCUUCUUUUCUUGCUCCAACUCUUGCACGUUCACCGUAACAAACAACUGCCCCCAUACCAUAUGGCCCGGGACACUCGCAGGAGCCGGGACACCGCAACUUCCGACAACUGGGUUCAGGCUAGACUCUGGCCAGAGCAUCCAGAUCCCAUCCGUUCCAGGAUGGUCCGGGAGGAUAUGGGCAAGGACUGGUUGUACAUUCGACGAGUCGGGUGCAGGGACAUGCCAAACCGGAGAUUGCGCGGGAAGAUUGCAGUGCGGCGGUAGUGCCGCAGCCCCUCCAGCUUCGCUAUUCGAGAUCACCCUCGGUUUAGGCAAUGACAAAGACUUCUAUGAUGUAAGCAUAGUCGACGGCUAUAAUUUGCCCCUUGUUGCGGUGCCACAAGGAGUAUAUGGCUCCUGUAAUGCCACUGGUUGCGUUUCAGAUAUAAACAUGGGUUGUCCGAAGGAGCUUCAAGUAGUCGGUGGCGAGGGAGGAGACGGAGGAGUUGUCGCAUGCAAGAGCGCAUGCGGGGCAUUUGGGCUAGAUGAGUAUUGCUGCAGCGGGGAAUUUGCUAACCCGACGACCUGUCGCCCCUCGUUCUAUUCCACCAUCUUCAAGAGAGCUUGCCCGAGGGCUUAUAGCUACGCUUUUGAUGACGGCACAAGUACCUUCACCUGCAAGGCUUAUACCUAUGCGAUCAUUUUCUGCCCCAACUCCAAUGGAUCCUCGACGUGGACGCUGCAGGGCAAAGAGACCUGAUAGCGCAUCGACACCCCCUGCAGUAAAAAGCACUAAAAGAAAAGUAGCAAGACCGUGGCGAUGACUUCCAGCUCUAGUGUCCUCCUGCCAUUUGCAAUAUCGAUUUUCUUCCCAAUCCUCGUUCUACUUUAUUUGAAUCUACCUGAUCAGAGUAUAGUCUAGACGAUCAUAGCAUACCUGCUGAGAACUUUUAUAGUGCCUGAGCAAAUACGAUACCCGAGUACACCGAAGACUAGGAAGAGAGGUAAUAAAGAACCAUUUCGAGAUGAAAAUUGGGAUUGCAGAAGGAAGUGUUCACUGCAGGGACCAGUAUAGUCUAUUCUAUAGGCAGAAAAGAAGAAAAGAAGGAUCGCCAUAGUCCAUUAUUUAUAAAGCAUAUUGCCCUAAGCCCUCGUGCUAGUUCUUCAUUAUUACAGCUUCCAAUUAGAACACAGAAGUUUAGACAAGCUAUGUAAAGCUUCUUGUGGAGUAUUUGGCAUGUAUAUUGCAAAAACAAGUUCCUCUUACCAUUCUGAAUUUGUCAUCCAGUUGAAAUCCA
Molecule: messenger RNA, 2477 nt
Organism: Syzygium oleosum
Lineage: Eukaryota; Viridiplantae; Streptophyta; Magnoliopsida; Myrtales; Myrtaceae
Product: pathogenesis-related thaumatin-like protein 3.5
Exons: 3
Coding region: 1145-1939 (264 amino acids)
Biological process (GO): defense response
Cellular component (GO): extracellular region
Source: RefSeq, a predicted model, not a curated record